AUGUGGAGUAAGAAAAGUUUUUUUUUUUUUCUCUCUACUCCACAUAGAUCCCAAACCCUUGAAUAUAAAAACGACUCAUUGAAAUCGGUUGAGUAAUGUAAACGUUAUAGUGCUUUUUAUCCAGAAAAACCGCAGCUCCCUGUGAUGCCGUCUGCCGGAUUCCGCUCCUGGUUUUCUUUUUUCAUCUCAUUCCCAGGAGUGGGUAGGUGGGCGGAGCCAUAGACAUGAGAGCCAUGGAGAGCUGGCACCAAUUCCCUGAUUGAACACACCUGGAGGCUCUGCUGGAGGUCUAUUUAAGAAGAGCCUGUACUCCUUUGUUUCCCAUCUCUUUCCCUCCCGAAUGGACGAUGGAAUAUGCACAGCCGCACCGCCCACAGCUUCCACACAGGAAGUGUGACAGUGUGACGAAAUGUUUCCAGAUAAUGAUGAUUUGCUUGUGAACCUGGGGGGGGGCGGGGCGCUUGCACUUGUAUCUGAGGAGAGAAGAUCCACAUCUCUUGUCUUAUUUCUUAAUACAUGCCUCUGCUGCCACAUUAUUUUUUCGUAACGGCGAAAGACCCCCCAACCCCCCUGGGUAGUGGGGUUAGGGCUUCAUCUGCUGGUGCAGAAGGUGCUGUUCAGAUUAGCCAGCCCGUAGCGGCAGCUAUAGGCAUUUAGACAGACAUCGUUAUCGCUUUACAGGGUACAGGGUGCGUACGGAAGUAACAUUAAUAAGCGGAAGUAGCAGCUUUAAUUCCUCAUUCAGAAGCCCAUUACAGUUCCACACUGCAGAAUGGAACCUCUGAUCAUCAUCGUUCUGGCUUUCUCUGCGAUCUCAGUUUCCGGAGCUGAGGAGUCUCUGUUUGUGCGUAAGGGAGGCUCUGUUCGUCUGGAUGUGCGGAGAGAUGCAGAACCCCCGUUUAGCAUAUUUGUUUGGAAAUUUGAUAUCACUACAUUUAUACACAUGUAUGUGGGAAACGUCGUGACAACAUUUCCAGAUUAUAAGAACAAAACAGAAUUUGAUGAAAAGAACCUCUCUCUGCUGCUGAAGAAUGUGCAGGAGAGAGACAGUGGGAUCUACACAGCAAAGAUAACUGAUAUUGAAGGAAAGGAGAGAGAUGUUGCUUCCUACAGACUUACAGUUCAAGAGGCCCCGCCCACACCCCAGGUGGGAGUGGUGUCACUCUUCUCUGCUGGAGGGUUCUGCAACGUGUCAGUGAACUGCUCUGCUAAAGACACCUGGGCCAGCUACACCUGUGACCAUGACGACUGCACACAGGUAGCAAAUACAACCUCACCGACAGGCGUCAACAUCAUCGUCACGGCAACUAACGGGACCAUCUACUGCAGCAGCAGUAACCGGGUCGACAUAAAGACGGGAUCAAAAUCCAUAAAGGACUUCUGUACACCGAUCAAUCACGUGGCGUCGCCGGGAGUCACUGUGGGAGUCAUUGUUGCCGCCGCCGCCGUCAUCAGCAUUACUGUCAUUUAUAAAAAGAGGAGGAAAUCUGGAGGGUCCCAGAUAGAGGGCAAGUGCAACACUGAAUAUGCUUCUGUUGAGGGCCCGGGUGUGGAGCUCAGUAAUCCAAGCAGGGAAGUAACCGUGUAUGAAACAGUCACCACUGCAAAGCCAGAGCACCAUCCAAAAGUGAACACAGUCUAUGACGUGUUGGGACCAGCAGGAGACCCUCCAACACAACCUGAGUCCAUAUAUGCCACCGUGAAUAAGGGUGCAUCAUAACCCUUAGAAGAGUAGACUAUCUGGGCCGUCUGGGUAGUGUAGAGGUAUAAGCACUCUACCUCUGACUACCGCCGCAGAGACCCCGGUUCAUUCCCUGGCAGCGGUACUUCCGGCUUGGUCAGACGUUCCUACGAACACAAUUGGCAGUGUUCGCGGGUGGGAAGCCGGUGAGGGCAUGAGUCCUGAUCGUUGCGCUACUCCUACUGGUUAGUCGGGAAGCCUGUUCAGCAGGGAGGGGAUCUGGGAGAGAUAGCGUGAACCUCCGCAUGCGUUACGCUCUCCCAGUGAAACUCCUUGCUGUCAGGUGAAAAGAAGCGUCUGGUGACUCCACAUCUGUAUCAGAGACUGGCAUGUGGUAGUCUACACCCUGCCCAGACCAACAGAAGAUAGCGCAUCGACCAGGACUGUGAUACACAUGGGGAAUUGGUAUAACGACUAAAUUGGGGAGAAAAUGUCAAAAAAAGAAGAGUAGACUUUCUGGGAUGUUUUUUUUUUUUUAAUUCUAAAUUGGAGUUCUAGAACUUCAUUGCUUUCAAUUAAAGGCAGCUAUUCUUACACCAGCAUCCGAAUGUUCAGUCACAAGCAUUCCAAUAACAUAUUUGUGAUCUUGCACUUUAAAGGGUUAAUAAGAUUCUAUUAAUUCAUGCUGCUGAUCUUCCAGUGCUGUGAUUGGUCCAAAACAUUUAGCACAAAGAAUCCAAUGACCCAAAUGUCUCGCAUAAUUGUUCUGUUGCAAACUGUUCACUGUGGAGUCUCUCAGCAAUGCUUUCCUUCAUGCACCUGCCACACAGCCCCCUUCUAUGGAGGGAUAUUGUUGACUCGUGAGUAUUUAUUUUUAUUUUUUUUGCAUUUUAUUGUGGAACAUUUAAGCUGUGGAACAUUUAAGCUGUGGAACAUUUUGGCUGUGGAACAUUUUGGCUGUGGAACAUUUAGGCUGUGGAACUCUUGAGCCGUUUCAGAGUGACCGCUGUCCUCACAGUGCUUUUUUUAGCGUGUGUAUUCUGCACUGCCGGCUCGGUUUUGAGUGACCUGCCAGAUCCAGACGGGUCUUGGUCAGGGGCACUAAAAUCAAGGUUGCCCCAUCCUGUAGGUGAGAUACGAACUGCGCGUUGGGCCCUGCCUUCCUUGAAAAGAACCCCUUAUUGGCUUAAAGACCUCGCGGAGAAAGAGAAACAGCACUUAGUCACAAUCUUCCGCCCUGCUCUGCUACCACAAUCUCCAUCACAUGAUCUGUCAUCACAAUCACACAUCCCCCCCCCCCCCCCCACCAUCUUUAUUAUAAAAUUAUGCUUGGAGUCAUUUUUGUUUAGGUCAGAAACAGCCCUGGCUGGAAUCCGUAAAAAAAAAAGAAAAAAGAAAAGUGUGGGGUCAAACAUUUCUUUUAGCCCUGAUUUUCCCAAACCGAACUCAACCAAACUUCUCGAUCUCCCGCCGCAACUUCUCGUGCUGAUGUCAGGAGGACAUGCAAGUCAUGUGACUCUCCCGAUUCAUGCCAAGUCAGCGGCCUCUUACCAAUCCCUUCUACAAGGUCCAGUUUUACUGACCUGCCUUUUACAACGAAUGAUCUGUAUUUUCACUUCUGUUUUAUCCAUUUUUAUCUUCUUACAUUGUUGUCUGUCUUUUUGAUGUUUUAUUAAUUUGUACCUUUUUUAAAGUCUUUUUAUUGUGUUUUUUUACUCUUGUAAAUCAGCUUGCCCUGUAUGCUUGAAAAGUGCCAUGCAAAUAAAAGUUAUUUUUUAUCAUUAUGAUUAUUAUUAUCCAUCCAUUCCUUAACUAUACCCACUUAUCCACAGUAAUAAUAAUAAUAAUAAUUAUUAUUUAUUAUUAUUAUUAUUAUUAUUAUUAUUAGCUGUAGUAGUAGCAGUAGUAAUAGAAUUAACCAUUGUUAAUGAAAUUAAUAGUAUUAAUUUUAUUUAAAAAUGAGUUGAGCACCUUGUAUUUGGUGAAAAAUAGUUUUUGCCAUAUAGCAACAACCUGUGUGAUCUUCAGGAAGCAGUUUGUUGAAUUCUGACCAUUUAAAUCAGGUACAAGCUCUAGAAGCCUGCCUGCAUAACAUUGGCUAAAACUUCUUAAAAAUCUUUCAACAAAUAAAAACAAAACAAACCAAAUUACAGAUUACAGCCAGGUACCUGAAUUACUAAUGCAGUGUGUGGAAUACACACAAAAUGUACAAUUUAUGUGACUCACCAAAGUUUUAUUUAUUUAUUAAUCUUCUAUAAUGGGGAAUGGGUAGUGUUGGAGGUUCAAAAGCGCACUGACAAGGGUACCACCAAGCUACUACAAGUAGCCCCUAAAUCCCAAAGGACUAAACAGAGGGAAGGAAAAAAAAAGACAAAGAAAUAA
Molecule: messenger RNA, 4063 nt
Organism: Anguilla rostrata (American eel)
Lineage: Eukaryota; Metazoa; Chordata; Actinopteri; Anguilliformes; Anguillidae
Product: SLAM family member 9-like
Exons: 7
Coding region: 773-1720 (315 amino acids)
Source: RefSeq, a predicted model, not a curated record